GCCGAUCAUUUUAAAUGAACUCUAUAAAUAGCCUCCAUAGGUGUUCAAUCUCCUCAUAGAAAAGCCUUUUAGACUCUAACAAUCCUCAUCAACAUACACCCUUCGCACGCCUUCUAAAGUCUCUCAACAACGACUUCAAACUCUUUCAAUCCUUCGUGAAAAUGGACGUGGUGAAUGUGAUGAUUCAAGGAAAGCCUGUCGUGAUUUUCAGGAAGAGUUCUUGCUGCAUGAGCCACUCCGUCGAGUCACUUAUACGUGGAUUUGGAGCAAAUCUAACUAUUUAUGAGCUCGACAGAAUAACAAAUGGACAACAAAUUGAAAGGGCACUAGUGCAACUGGGGUUUCGACAGAGCUUACCCGCUGUGUUCAUAGGCCAGCAGCUGGUUGGCAAUGAAAGGCAGGUGAUGAGCCUCCACGUCCAGAACCAGCUGGUACCAUUGCUUAUACAAGCAGGUGCUAUAUGGAUGUGGAAUAAGUAGUUUCUCACUGACAUAUAUAGGGCAUGGAUCAAUAUCAUGCUGCUGAACAUUUUGAUAAGCUACUACUUUUGUUUUUUGUUUUCAGUUUUCCCGAAGUAAGCGAAAAGUGAUAAGAGGCACGGCUAAGGACCUCUUUCUGUUUUGAAAUUUUCAUUACAACUUCCACGCAUAUAUUCUGUGUCUAAUAAGGAUGCACUACUUUUGUUACUUUCCUCGGGCUCAAAGUAAAGCAUUUGGGUGCACAUACGGGUGUGUGAGAUAAAGAGCAUGAAUAUUUUGUCUGAGGAUAACAAGGGUGGGGAAUUAGACUUGUGAAGGUGAACAUUUCCCAACCUUUUUUUUCAAUAAAUGAGAAAUUUCAUUAGUAAA
Molecule: messenger RNA, 848 nt
Organism: Populus nigra (black poplar)
Lineage: Eukaryota; Viridiplantae; Streptophyta; Magnoliopsida; Malpighiales; Salicaceae
Product: monothiol glutaredoxin-S6-like
Exons: 1
Coding region: 162-479 (105 amino acids)
Source: RefSeq, a predicted model, not a curated record